AUGAAACAAAUUCUGUUUCUUUUUUUUCUGUAUCAGGCAAUCCUGUAUGCUAGAAAAGGGAGAGUUUGCCAGAAGCACAAGGAGCCUCUGAAGCUCUUCUGCAAGGAUGAAGAAGCCCUCAUCUGUUGGGUCUGUGAUCGAUCCAAGGAGCACAGAGAUCAUGAAACCCUUCCUCUUGAGGAGGCCUCCCAAGAGUACAAGGAUAAGUUCUGCAACCGCCUGGAGGUGCUGAAGAAGGAGAGAGAAAGAAUUGUGGCAUAUAAAGCAGAGGUAGUGAAGGAAAGCCAAGACCUGCUCGAGCAAACCUCAGGAGAGAAGCAAGAGUCGGCAGCCAAGUUCAGACAACUACACUCAUUUCUGGAGGAGCAGGAGAAAGGUCUCCUGGCCCAGCUGGAAGAGGUGGAGAAGGAGGUGGCAAGAAACAGGGACCAGCACCUGGCCGCACUCUCUGAGAAGCUUUCCUCUCUGGACAGCCUCAUCCGGGAGAUGGAGGAGAAGUGUCAGCAGCCGGCCAGUGAACUCCUGCAGGAUGCCAGAAGCACCUUGCAGAGGUAUGAAGAAAAGGAGGCGUUUGAGGAUCCAGCGGCUUUUCCUCUUGCACUGAAGUGGCGGAUCUGGGAACUCACGGACUUAAAUCCCCUUUUGGAGGGCUUCAAGAAGCAAUUCAAAGACACUCUGGAUUCUGGACUUCACCUGCAGAAAGCAAAUGUGACUCUGGAUCCACACACAGCCCAUCCCGAACUCAUCCUGUCUGAGGAUCGGAAAAGCGUGAGAUGGGGAGGAAAAGCUCAACCUCUACCCAACAAUCCUGAGAGAUUUGACAACUAUUUUGCUGUGCUGGGCCGUGAGGGAUUCACAGCAGGCCGCCAUUUCUGGGAAGUCCUUGUGGGAAGUGAGGAAGGCUGGGCUGUGGGGGUGGCCAGAAAGUCCGUGAGGAGGAAGGGAUGGAUCAUCUUUAGUCCUGAGAAAGGGAUCUGGGCUGUGGGGAAGUGGGGGGGCUGCUACUGGGCUGCCUUAAUAGGCCAAUUCCUUCCCCUGUCCCUGACCGGGGAGCCCAAGAGGAUCCGAGUCUGCCUGAACUACGCUGGGGGCCGAGUGGCCUUUUUCGACGCUGACCGAGGAUCCCUGAUCUGCGAGUUCUCCGGAGCCUCCUUCUCUGGAGAGACCCUCCUGCCCUUCUUUCGGGUGUGUGGAAAAGCCCAACUCAAGCUCUCCUCUUAA
This is a messenger RNA of Euleptes europaea (tarantolino), 1221 nucleotides long. Its product is annotated as E3 ubiquitin-protein ligase TRIM7-like. Gene Ontology annotation, molecular function: protein binding; zinc ion binding. Lineage: Eukaryota; Metazoa; Chordata; Lepidosauria; Squamata; Sphaerodactylidae. The record is from RefSeq and is a predicted model, not a curated record. The transcript has 7 exons. The coding region runs from base 1 to 1221 and encodes 406 amino acids.